AUGUAUUCUAUUUCACAACUGGGUGCUUGCGUAGAGCUGGAUUGGUACAACUGCGGCAUUGACAACGAUAUUGAUGUAGCGGUUGGGAACGUGUCUAUAUUCCAGUAUCCGUGGCUAGGCGUUCUGUACUACUCUUACUUUGGCGACACUGGCGAAGCACGUGUUGUUACAACUGUGGCUCUCAUACAAGCAGAGUUUGUAAUAGGAUCCGCAGCAGACAUUGGUCCAAUGCCUAAACAUAAUUUUAGAGCGAAUACUGAAGUUUUACUUGGUAAUAAUUGGAACAGAGUUGGCAGACGCGUUCGCAAUUAUGUGAUACACGAGGAAUAUGGGGAAACUUAUAAUACUGUUGCAUUAGUUCAAUUAAGAACACCAGUUAGAGACGCACAUAUAAAACCUAUAUGUCCGCCUCCUGAGAGGUUAAGAGAUCCAGUGUUUUACGUUAUGAAGUUUGAUGAAGAUUACGAACACCUUCAGAAAGAAGUUGUGCCUGUUUCACAUGUUCCUGGUUCGCUUUGCAAAGAGUUUUACGUCAGAGCCAAUCUAUAUUCAAAGCGGAUGCGCCCUGCCCACGUAGCAUGUGCGGUCUCCCUGGAUGAAGAGCGUGUUUGUGUAUGGCAAGCGGGUGGAGCUCUAGUAGCCCGGGACGUCUGGGGAAGGUGGCAGCUGUUAGGUCUGGGCGUUAGAGGCCCAGGCUGUGGGGCCCCAUCUCGUUAUAUGGAUAUGAUGAGUUACUAUCCCUGGGUAGAACAUACGCUCUCUAAGUUCCGACGUAUCACCAUUUCCAAGAUGUCGGAUCAUAGAUAUAUAUUAAGAGCCGAUAAUACAGCAUACCAGGGCUUCGGGAACUGUGAUGAAGAAGAGAAAAUCAAUUUGAUUUAUCGCGAGAUGAUAUCUCUACGGACAGACAACAACCAGUACCAGUUCUUAACAUAUAAUAUGUCAAUUUAUGAUGAUGUGGAGUAUACAUGUCUCACUUUGGAACUGGUGAACGCAUCAGCUGUCUCUGAGAUGAGGAUAAAACAUCUCUGCACGAGAUUCUCCUAUGGACCUCCCUGCUAUGCUUAUAAAGGCUCAGUCUUCGAAAUAUCAGUGUAUAUAAUGUUUUCUGAUUCAUGCCGAUUUGAAAUGUUCGCUUGGGGCUUCCACAAGAAUAUGACUCUUAUCGACAUUCAGCAAUGGAAAUGGGAGGAAGGAACAUUUUACGAAGAUUUUACUAUGGCACCCGUGGAGUACAGAGGACCGGCGCAUAUGACUACAUUUGGAUUUGAGCCAGUGGAUUACGGUAGCUGGGUGCCCGAAUACGAUAUAUGGACUACAACUGAAUUUUCCAACAUUACUACUACUACAACGGUGAAACCGCAAGAUAUUUAUGAUUCACACAUACCGCCGCCGAAUCUCGACACUCAUAUUUACGUUGCGUCUUCCACUGUUAACACAACAGAAGACUUUUCUACAACAACUAUUUAUCCUAUUUUCGAAUUGUCUAUGACUGGAAAACCAGACAACAGUACACCCAGAGAACUGUAUCCGUAGAAAGAAUUAAAUA
Leptidea sinapis is the source of this 1549-nucleotide messenger RNA. RefSeq lists its product as uncharacterized. The coding region runs from base 1 to 1536 and encodes 511 amino acids. Lineage: Eukaryota; Metazoa; Arthropoda; Insecta; Lepidoptera; Pieridae. Gene Ontology annotation, biological process: proteolysis. The record is from RefSeq and is a predicted model, not a curated record. Gene Ontology annotation, molecular function: serine-type endopeptidase activity. The transcript has 12 exons.